This is a messenger RNA of Aspergillus homomorphus CBS 101889, 891 nucleotides long. RefSeq lists its product as uncharacterized. Lineage: Eukaryota; Fungi; Ascomycota; Eurotiomycetes; Eurotiales; Aspergillaceae. The record is from RefSeq and is a predicted model, not a curated record. The transcript is spliced from 9 exons. Bases 1 to 891 code for a protein of 296 amino acids.
AUGUGGGAACUUCUAUACCAUUUACCACCACUCGCCGCAGAGAGCAGCUUAUCGGGCGCUUCAACCAUCGGUCUCGCCGCGACCGCUAUUCUGACAUGCGUGAUAGAAUAUGCACCGCUUGUCUGGUUACAUAGCCAAGAUCUAAUGCACACCAUCCCAAUGGUCAAUUGGACGUCUAUCCCUGGAUCACAAUCGCCGUUAACUCUGGACGACCUCGCAAGCCUCAACAGUAUGGGCAAUACCAGUGUGUAUCUUACAUCCAAAGAAGGGAUUGAUGCAAACCCACAGCCACAUUGGUUUUAUGGCGUGGAGCCAAGUGUCAAUGGCGUGACUGAAGUAUUUGGAACAUUGGAUGCCUUCUACUUUUACUUUUUCGCGUACAAGCAAGGCAACACGGUACUGGGUAUGCAACUCGGCAACCAUGUCGGGGACUGGGAACACAACAUGGUUGGCUUCGAGCAAGGAGCCUUCACCUACGACGCAACAGAGAAAAAGGGAAAGAGGCCCAUCGCAUAUUCUGCAAAUGGGACACAUGCUGUAUAUGCAAUUGCUGAUUCUCAUGAUCAUACUAUCCCCAAUUUCAAUCUUCCCACAGGGUUGAUAGUUGACUACACAGAUCGGGGUUUAUUGUGGGACCCUGCUCGAAACGCGUAUGCAUAUAGUUACGAUGCCACGAGCCAGAAGUUCCAGCCUUAUGAUGCUAGCUUUCCAGUUAACUGGCUCGAAUACAAUGGUAAAUGGGGGAACGAUGCGUUGCCGGGCGGACCGGAGCUCUUCGGACAAGCAAAAUAUACCGGUGGCCCGAAUGGCUCCAGGUUCAAACACCUCGUUCGAUCCAAAGUAUGCCCGAGAAGUCCAUGCACGAUUCUUCCGAAAGCGAGAAUUGCGUGA